AAACUACAUUAUUGACUAUAAAUUAUUUUACAAUGUUAGUGGUGCCCAGGACUUGGAAACGAUAUAUUCAUAUUCAGUCUUUAAACACCAAGAUUAAACAUUUCCACCCAAGUUAAAGUAGAAUUGCUCAAGACAAUAAAAUGAAGCUAAUGCUAGUGCUGAUGGUGAUGAUACUUCAUUAUAUACACACUUCUUAUCCAUUAGGAUAUGGAGCAAGGCCUUCUCAUCCAUUAGGAUAUGGAAAAAGUGCUGCAGAAAGAGUAAACAAGGUUCUUUCAAGUCACCCAAUAAUAGAUGGACAUAAUGAUUUCCCCAUGGGAGUUAGAGACCUCCUGAACAGUGAUAUGAGUCUUCUUAAUUUUGAUCGUGACUUAACAAAAGAAGAACCCUGGGCAUCAUAUUCAUAUAAUCAUGUUGACAUCCCUAGAAUGAGAAAAGGGAAAAUGGGAGGUCAGUUCUGGUCUGCAUAUAUUAACUGCAACAGCCAGUACAAGGAUGCAACUCAAAAGUUUAUUGAACAAAUAGAUCUUAUUCGCCAAAUUGUUAAUAAGUACCCAAAAGAUCUAAUGUGGGCAGAUAAUGCAGCUGAUAUAGAACUAGCAAUUUCGAAGGGUAAGAUUGCAAGCAUGGUUGGCGUGGAAAGUGGUCAUGCCAUUAGUAGCAGCAUGGCAGUUUUGAGAACACUUUAUUUAAUGGGGGCCCGAUAUAUGACCUUGACUCAUGGCUGUAACACACCCUGGGCAGAUGCUGCACAAGUAGAGGAUGGUUCUCUUACCUCUAGAGUCAAUGGACUAAGUGACUUUGGAGUUAAAAUAGUUCAAGAGAUGAACAGACUUGGCAUGAUAGUAGACCUUUCUCAUGUAUCUUCUGAUGCUAUGAGGAAAGCAAUUAAGGCAUCUUCUGCUCCAAUAAUGUUCUCUCAUUCCAGUGCAAGAGCUGUUGUAGCAAAACCCAGAAAUGUUCCUGAUGAUGUCUUAAGGAUGGUUAAAGAAAACAGAGGUAUAGUAAUGGUGAAUUUUUACUCUUGCUUCUUGGUUCAAGAAUGUAAAACUCAAAAUGCAUCAGUUCUAGAUGUGGUGAAGCAUAUUAAUCAUAUAAGAAGAAUUGCUGGUGUUGACUAUAUAGGGAUUGGUGCAGAUUACAAUGGAGUUGAUGUCACCCCAACUGAUCUUCCUGAUGUAUCUUCUUAUCCAAAUCUUUUUAUUGCUCUUAUUAAAGACACUGAGUUUAAGUGGACAGAUAAAGAUCUUGGAAAGUUGGCCAAUGGUAACCUAAUUCGUGUAUUUAAGGAAGUUGAAAGUGUUCGUGACAAAUUAGCAAAAGAAGGAAAGAAGCCUGAUAACACAUGGAUUCCUGAAAAAGAUAUUGGAAUGGAAGGAAAUGAAACUGAAUGUAUUUCAAAGAAUUUCUUAUACUAACAUUUAUUCUUAUUUAAGAACAGAAAGAUGAAUAAAUUAAACAUUUGUUGUUUC
This is a messenger RNA of Eurytemora carolleeae, 1472 nucleotides long. RefSeq names its product dipeptidase 1. NCBI's taxonomy places the organism in Eukaryota, Metazoa, Arthropoda, Copepoda, Calanoida, Temoridae. The transcript is spliced from 2 exons. Gene Ontology annotation, molecular function: metallodipeptidase activity. Gene Ontology annotation, biological process: proteolysis. The coding region runs from base 141 to 1418 and encodes 425 amino acids. The record is from RefSeq and is a predicted model, not a curated record.